Paramuricea clavata is the source of this 1257-nucleotide messenger RNA. NCBI's taxonomy places the organism in Eukaryota, Metazoa, Cnidaria, Anthozoa, Malacalcyonacea, Plexauridae. The record is from the annotation of a GenBank genome assembly.
AUGGAGGAAAACGGACUGACGUUCAAGGAAUAUCCAGACGGAAGGGUAAAGAUUGACCUCGAUAGCGGGACAAAGACGGUGGGACUUCGGAAUCUCACGGGGAUUUUGGGAUACCAAUCCUCCAACGGUCCUACAUACACCCCACACAUCAGCGACCGUCCCGUAGAUAUUCACAAUGGUUUGCGAUACAUCACGGUCAGCUGUAAUCUCGUGAACCGUGAGCACAACAUCGGACCAGACGGAAAUCGAAGUACCAUCAUCACCUCCCUUCCGAUCAACGGGGCCAAGCCUCUUUUCGGAACCGUGACCAAGUACAAUGACAUCGAUAUUCAGGCAUGGGUGAAUGCUGGAAGGUACAACGAAAUCGAUAUCCGGUUUAAAAUCGGAUCCAACACCGGAGUUGUUCCGGGAGAUGUUUUGUUAGAACCUUACAUCAAAUAAAACAAUGAGUGAGGAUAUCUUUCGCAACUACUACGGAAUGAGUUAUAAGAAAGUGAAGGCGGCAACGCCCAUUGAAAUCCGGAAAAUGAAAGAAAAUUUUAGAAAAAAGUAUCCCAACGCAACCAUGUCCAAAUUUGACUUUGAGGUUACCUUUGCCAAGGACGGAACCGUGGAGUCCAGAGACAUAUUUUUUUAAGGUGGACGACCUCACAAGCUAUGACAUUAAAUCUGAUACGUUCCGUUUGAAUCCUGAAUGUAAUACAUUUUUACACUGGGUGGAUGGAUGGCGAAGCGUUCUUCCGGACAUGAUUUUUCGUCCGAACAAAGAUUUUAAAAUGAAUGUGCACAGUUUCACAGUUUACGUCACGGAGAUCGAAAGUUUCGUAACGAAAUUAGAUCCCAUUAAACCGACGUACAACAAGCCUAAGGGUACCUUCAUCGAUAAGCUGUCGUUCGACUACCAUUCCAAUUCCUACUUUUGCUCCUUGGCCGCAGCCUACAUCGCUACGUUCAAGUGUGGAAUUUCUGAGGAUCAUCUUACGAAUAAUCGUCCCGACUCACACUCCAACAUAGUAACUUCCAUCGUUCGCUUUCAUCUCCAUUUUCACCUUUCAAGAUUAAAUUUAUGCAUAGUCCAAACUUCUGGAUCAGUACAUUAUGAAAGAUGAUAUGACAACCAUCCGAAAAUUCAUACCCGUUCAUGAAACGUGGAAAAAAAAGAACGGACUCCUCCCAUGCAAAUCUCAGAACGUGGUACUACGACAAGCUGGUGGACGAACGAAGAAGAAUAAGACGUCAAAAAUACCAUCAGACUAA